Molecule: messenger RNA, 1233 nt
Organism: Conger conger (European conger)
Lineage: Eukaryota; Metazoa; Chordata; Actinopteri; Anguilliformes; Congridae
Product: cell adhesion molecule DSCAML1-like
Exons: 6
Coding region: 1-1233 (410 amino acids)
Biological process (GO): dendrite self-avoidance; homophilic cell-cell adhesion; axon guidance
Cellular component (GO): axon; plasma membrane
Molecular function (GO): cell-cell adhesion mediator activity
Source: RefSeq, a predicted model, not a curated record
AUGAUGGCGGCCUACGCCGGGGUACCUGGGGGACGCUCGCCGCCCCGCCCCCCCCUCCUGUCUUUCGGGGGCUGCUGGGGGCCCGGAUCUGGGCCGCUGACGCCGGGAGAGUCGGCCGCGGCACGCGCAGAGUCGAGCGUCGGAGCGGAGUUCACGCGCCCGGGGCGCGGAGUCGGUAACAGGUUCUUCCUCACGUCGUUUGGUGCCCUGUACAUAUCGGACGUGCAGAAGGAGGACGCUCUCUCCACCUACCGCUGCAUCACCAAGCACAAGUACAGCGGAGAAACCAGGCAGAGCAAUGGGGCCAGGCUCUCUGUGCUGGACCCGACGGAGUCCACCCCCUCCAUCCUGGACAGCUUCCAGUCGGGGGAGGUGCAGGUGGGGCGCAGCGUGGAGCUGCCCUGCAUCGCCUCGGGGUACCCCAACCCCACCAUCCGCUGGCUGAAGGACGGCCGCCCGCUCCCCACAGACUCCCGCUGGACCCGCCGCCUCACGGGCCUCACCGUCAGCGACCUGCGCCUGGAGGACAGCGGCAACUACAUCUGCGAGGUCACCAACAGCUUCGGUUCCAAGGAGGUGACCGGGCACCUCAACGUCAUCGACCCCCUGCGCGUGACCCUCUCCCCUAAGAACCUGAAGACGGGGAUCAGCAGCACGGUGAUCCUGUCCUGCGCGGUGCAGGGCUCUCCCCAGUUCACCGUGUCCUGGUUCCGCAACACGGAGCCCGUGUCCCCCGACCAGCACUUCUCCAUCCAGGGGUCCCACAACGAGACCCUGUUCAUCAGCGCCGCGCAGAAACCCCACUCAGGGGCCUACCAGUGCUUCGCCACGCGCAAGGGCCAAACCGCGCAGGACUUCUCCAUCAUCCUGCUGGAGGACGGGACGCCCCGCAUCGUGUCCUCCUUCAGCGAGCGCGUGGUGGCCCCCGGGGAGCCCUUCUCGCUGAUGUGCGCGGCGAAAGGGGCCCCCCCCCCCACCAUCACCUGGACGCUGGACGACGAGGCGGUGGCGCGCGACCCCACGCACCGGGCCAGCCAGUACACGCUGUCGGACGGGAGCACCGUGUCCCACGUCAACGUCAGCAGCCCGCAGAUCCGCGACGGAGGGGUGUACCGCUGCGCAGCCCGAAACUCGGCCGGCAGCGCAGAGUACCAAGCGCGCAUAAACGUAAGAGGUGCCUGGUUGGAGCGGCAGGCUCCAGGCCGCUGGAGCUCAGCGGAGGAGCGGCUGUAA